Molecule: messenger RNA, 1156 nt
Organism: Malania oleifera
Lineage: Eukaryota; Viridiplantae; Streptophyta; Magnoliopsida; Santalales; Ximeniaceae
Exons: 6
Coding region: 115-873 (252 amino acids)
Cellular component (GO): cytoplasm; nucleus
Molecular function (GO): protein binding
Source: RefSeq, a predicted model, not a curated record
GGAACUCAAUUAAGCUAAAUUUGACUAAACAGGAUGACUUAAAUAACUGCGUCCAGUUGAUCACUUCCAGCUUUCAAAACACGUAGGACAAAAACCCAAAACCCUAACUCAAACAUGUCCGUUCCUCUGGCCAUGGACAUGGAGAUCGAUCUUCUGAAACCCGAAACGGAUGAAAACCAAAUCAAGGACGAAGACCUCUUCAAAGCGGCUAGCUCUGGCGAUGCGUCGACAUUCAGACCUCUCUCCCAGGCGCAGCUCACGAAAGCUCUCUCAUUGAGGAAUGAAGACGGUCGGUCCCUUCUUCACGUCGCCUGCUCUUCUGCUCGCUCUGAGGUAGUGGAUAUCCUAUCAGCUGCUGAUCCAUCAAUAAGUGGAGUCAACAGCCUCGACGAAGAAGGUUGGGCACCACUUCAUUCGGCGGCUAGCAUUGGGAAUGCAGAAAUUGUGGAGACUUUGCUAAGUAGAGGAGCGGAAGUUAAUUUGAAAAAUAAUGGUGGUCGCACUGCUCUUCACUAUGCUGCCAGCAAGGGGCGGUUUAAAAUUGCUGAAAGUUUGAUUUCACAUGGUGCAAAGAUUAAUUCAAAGGACAAGGUUGGGUGCACCCCAUUGCAUCGGGCAGCUAGCACAGGGAAUGCAAAAUUGUGUGAACUUCUAAUUGAGGAAGGAGCAGAGGUUGAUGCUGUUGAUAAAGCAGGUCAAACGCCUCUAAUGAAUGCAGUGAUUUGCCUGAAUGAAGAGGCGGCUUUCCUUCUGAUACGGCAUGGAGCAGAUGUGAAUAUUGAAGACAAGGAAGGAUACACUGUCCUUGGACGAGCUUCAGAUAGUUUUAGACCAAAACUGAUUGAUGCUGCCAAGGCUAUGCUUGAAGAAUAAGGUCUAGAAAAUGGUUUUGCGCAAGCUCAAGGAUGAUCACAAGCACCAUGAACUAGUCGCCUAAUUCUCAGAAAAAAGCUGCUCCGAAAUGCCUAUUUUGUUCAUCUUGUGCAAGUUGAAUGGGAUGCCUUUGAAACAUUUGGAAACUUCUUUCUUGAGUUGUUUAGAGUUUCUUGAGUGUGUGAAGACUUUGUGUCAGUUUUGUGAUUUACAAUUGUAAUUGAAGUUUUGGAGACGAGCACGGUACAUUUUAAUUUAAUCGUCUUUCUACUCUUCCUCGCAA